GUCUACAUAGGGAAGACGUCUUUCGCUGACGACCAAAGCCGAGCGGCCCAAACACCGCCUGCCUGGUGCUCGUCAUUGGAUGGACUCAAGCAAACUGCUCGAGUACGAUUUGUCGCUCGCGGGGUGUAUCCAAGCGUGCUUAGCGAGCUAGAAACAUGCUGCCCCGACAUUGUGCACCUGUUCUCCGCCGUGUGCCAAUUUCGAGACGCUAUCCUCCAGCGGGGCCCAUUUGCAGUAGGGAGCAUCGGGCGAUGCUGUGCAGUCUCAGCGGCGGAUCAUCGCCGACGCAGCCACAACCCUCAUCGCGUCUGAUCUCACUUCUUGCCUUGACGCCUCCGCCCGCGCAUGACACUUCCUUUCACUCUUACUAGCGCGAGUCUGCAUUCUUACACCCAAGUGUCCUUGAAUCCGAUCUCAUUUCUCGAUUAGCGCCCCGCGCGCGCAGAGCGCAUCCUCUCACCAUAUCAAAGCAUCCAGCGCUUUCCUAGGCUUACCAAUGCUGCUUUACAUCCCAAACCCUCAUCGGCGAUGAUUGCUGACAAAGCCACGAGACGCCACACAUGCGCAUCCGGCUUGACCUGCCACAUGUCGAAGAGAUGCGUCAGAAACAGCUUCGCAUGCGGCGGCGGCGACCGGCCACAUUCUCCUCCCCACCUUCGUUCUUGUAUCAGUGUGGCUCGCCACUGCAUUUGAACCCUACCCAUGUGUCGUCGCUGGCAACACACUUUCAGCAGCAGCAACAACAUCAGUGGGCUGGCGGGAGAGCAUUUCAGUCAGCGUCAGACCGCGGGGCUGCGCGAUGUUUGGGCUGGCGGCGGACAAUCUCAGGUUGCCAGACCAUGGGGAGCUAUACCAGUCGAAGAUCGGGUCGCCGAGGAGGAGCAUAAUCAGGCUCCGGUCGAACUGCUGGCUCUGCCGGGGCGCAUGCCCAUCACUUUCGGGAUGGGCCCUCAGCAAAUCGUGCAAGUCGACAACGCCGGUCACGGGAACGUUACGGAAACACGAAUCCAUGUGCUCGUUGCCUGCGGAGACGAUGAGCCUCGCAGAUGCCGCUGCUUGGCUGAGAUGACGAGUGAUUGUGCGCAAGAUUCGCACUAGCACGGUCAUGUUGGACAGGACUUCUCUCAUUCGUUCAGAUCCAGAGGGCGCGGGCUGGACUGAGCACCGGCGGGAUAGAAGGAUUAGGGGAUCGGGCUUCUCGGGCCGGACACAGCUCGAGAAAGAACGGCAUGGGACGAUGUGGUUUCGUAGGACGUCGACUGGCAGAUUUUGGGAAGAGUGGGCAAUUCCGCGUCAGCUCUGAACGAGCCAUGCACCUGCAGUUGCAGUCCAUCUUGAGAAUGCUGUCCAGCUCCUGCAUAGCCGCCGAUUGAGCACAGAUGGCUGCUCUCUCAGCGAGAUUGGCCCGCCGGUCCCAUGCCUGUAUCGGUGUCAUUCGGGUCAGAAAGCCGAUCGACAGUCGUCUGGAUCAUC
Molecule: messenger RNA, 1473 nt
Organism: Mycena citricolor
Lineage: Eukaryota; Fungi; Basidiomycota; Agaricomycetes; Agaricales; Mycenaceae
Source: the annotation of a GenBank genome assembly